This is a messenger RNA of Cygnus atratus (black swan), 3821 nucleotides long. RefSeq names its product myelin transcription factor 1 like (gene MYT1L). Lineage: Eukaryota; Metazoa; Chordata; Aves; Anseriformes; Anatidae. The record is from RefSeq and is a predicted model, not a curated record. Gene Ontology annotation, biological process: regulation of transcription by RNA polymerase II. Gene Ontology annotation, molecular function: zinc ion binding; RNA polymerase II cis-regulatory region sequence-specific DNA binding; DNA-binding transcription factor activity, RNA polymerase II-specific. Gene Ontology annotation, cellular component: nucleus.
AUGGAGGUGGAUGCAGACGAGAAGCGCCAUCGCACACGCUCCAAAGGUGUUCGAGUUCCCGUGGAACCAGCCAUACAAGAGCUGUUCAGCUGUCCCACGCCUGGCUGUGAUGGCAGUGGUCAUGUUAGUGGCAAAUAUGCAAGGCACAGAAGUGUUUAUGGCUGUCCUUUGGCAAAAAAACGAAAAACGCAAGAUAAGCAACCACAAGAACCAGCUCCCAAAAGAAAACCCUUUGUGGUUAAAGCAGACAACUCCUCAGUAGAUGAGUGCUAUGAAACUGAUGGAACAGAGGAGAUGGAUGAAAAGGAAGAGGAAGAGGAGGAAGAAGAUGAAGAAGAGGAGGAAUAUUCUGAUGACAAUGAGGAGCAAGGUGAUGAGGAGGAGGAAGACGAGGAGAUAGAUCGAGAAGAAGAAGAGGAGAUUGAAGAGGAAGAAGAGGAGGAUGAAGAGGAAGGCGAAGAUGUGGAGGAUGAAGAGGAGGAGGAAGAAGAGGAGGAGGAAGAAGAAGAGGAGGAGGAAGAACAAGACCAUCAAAUGAAUUGUCACAAUACUCGAAUAAUGCAAGACACAGAAAAAGACGAUAACAAUAAUGAUGAGUAUGAUAAUUACGAUGAACUGGUGGCCAAGUCAUUGUUAAAUCUUGGCAAAAUUGCUGAGGAUGCAGCAUACAGAGCCAGGACAGAAUCAGAAAUGAACAGCAAUACAUCUAAUAGUCUGGAAGAUGAUAGUGACAAAAAUGAAAAUAUUGGUCGGAAAAGUGAGCUGAGUUUAGAUUUAGACAGCGAUGUUGUUAGGGAAACAGUGGACUCCCUUAAAUUACUAGCACAAGGACAUGGUGUAGUGCUAUCAGAAAACAUUAAUGACAGAAAUUAUGCAGACAAUACUUCACAGCAAGAUAAUAGGAAUAUGAACUUUGUAAUGCUAGGGAAGCCUGUGAACAAUGGACUUACGGAAAAAAUGGUGGAGGAGAGUGAUGAAGAGGUGUGUCUCAGCAGUUUGGAGUGCUUAAGGAACCAGUGUUUUGAUCUGGCUAGGAAACUCAGUGAGACAAACCCACAGGAAAGAAAUCAACAGCAAAACAUGAACACUCGUCAGCAUGUCAGGCAAGAAGAUGACUUCCAAGGAAGAACACCAGACCGGAAUUACUCUGAUAUGAUGAACCUAAUGAGGCUUGAAGAACAGUUGAGCCCCAGAUCUAGGACUUUUUCUAGCUGUGCAAAGGAGGAUGGUUGUCAUGAAAGAGACGAUGAUACCACCUCUAUUACUUCAGAUAGGUCUGAAGAAGUGUUUGAUAUGACAAAAGGUAACUUAACCCUUCUUGAGAAAGCAAUUGCUUUGGAAACUGAGAGAGCAAAAGCCAUGAGAGAAAAAAUGGCAGUGGAAGCUGGAAGGAGGGAUAAUAUGAGAUCAUUUGAGGAACAGUCUCCAAGACAACUUUCUGGGGAUGACAGGAAGCCUAAACCCAGUGACGGCCAUGUCAAAAAGCCAUAUUAUGGUAAAGAUCCCUCAAGAACAGAAAAGAAAGAGAGCAAAUGUCCUACCCCUGGGUGUGAUGGAACUGGCCAUGUAACGGGGCUUUACCCCCAUCACCGCAGUUUGUCAGGAUGCCCACACAAAGAUAGGGUCCCUCCAGAAAUUCUUGCCAUGCAUGAAAAUGUUCUUAAGUGUCCUACACCAGGCUGCACAGGCCGGGGCCACGUAAAUAGCAACAGGAAUUCCCACCGAAGCCUCUCUGGAUGUCCUAUUGCUGCAGCAGAGAAACUGGCUAAAGCUCAAGAGAAGCAUCAGAACUGUGAUGUGUCAAAAUCAAACCAGGCAUCAGAUCGGGUUUUAAGGCCCAUGUGCUUUGUUAAGCAAUUGGAGAUCCCUCAGUAUGGCUACAGAAACAAUGUCCCCACCACCACACCCCGCUCCAACUUGGCCAAGGAACUAGAGAAAUACUCUAAGACUACGUUUGAAUAUAACAGUUAUGACAACCAUGCCUAUGGCAAGAGAGCCAUAGCUCCCAAGGUGCAAUCCAGAGAUAUAUCCCCCAAAGGAUAUGAUGCUAAACGUUACUGUAAGAAUUCAAGUCCAACCAGCAGCACAACAAGCAGUUAUGCCCCUAGCAGCAGCAGCAAUAUGAGUUGUGGUGGAGGCAGCAGUGCCAGCAGUACCUGCAGCAAGAGCAGCUUUGACUAUACUCAUGACAUGGAGGCAGCGCACAUGGCUGCUACUGCUAUUCUGAAUCUCUCAACCCGCUGCAGGGAGAUGCCUCAGAACCUCUCCACUAAGCCUCAGGAUCUCUGUGCGAGGAAUCCUGAUAUGGAAGUCGAUGAAAAUGGGACCUUGGAUCUGAGCAUGAAUAAGCAGAGGCAGCGAGAUGGUUGCUGUACCAUUUUGACACCACUGGAGCCAAUGUCACCACAACGGCAAGCUGUGAUGAAUAACCGGUGUUACCAACUGAAUGAGGGUGACUGCUGGGACUUGCCAGUGGACUACACUAAAAUGAAGCCCAGUAGGAUAGACGAAGAUGAUUCCAAAGAGAUUAAUCCAGAAGAUUUGGAUCCUUUCCAAGAGGCCCUUGAAGAAAGAAGGUAUCCUGGUGAAGUAACAAUCCCAAGUCCUAAACCCAAAUACCCUCAAUGCAAAGAGAGCAAAAAGGAUUUAAUAACUUUAUCUGGCUGUCCCUUGGCUGACAAAAGCAUUCGAAGUAUGCUGGCCACAAGCUCACAAGAACUCAAGUGUCCCACCCCUGGGUGUGAUGGCUCUGGGCAUAUUACUGGAAAUUAUGCUUCACAUCGAAGUCUUUCAGGCUGUCCGCGAGCGAAGAAAAGUGGAAUCAGGAUAGCACAAAGCAAGGAAGACAAAGAAGACCAAGAACCUAUUAGAUGUCCAGUUCCUGGUUGUGAUGGUCAGGGUCAUAUAACUGGAAAAUAUGCAUCCCAUCGCAGUGCAUCAGGGUGUCCUCUAGCUGCCAAAAGGCAAAAGGAUGGGUACCUAAAUGGCUCACAGUUCUCCUGGAAAUCAGUGAAGACGGAAGGAAUGUCAUGUCCAACCCCAGGAUGUGAUGGCUCAGGACAUGUCAGUGGUAGUUUUCUGACUCAUCGUAGUUUAUCAGGAUGCCCCAGAGCUACUUCAGCAAUGAAGAAAGCAAAGCUGUCUGGAGAACAAAUGUUAACAAUAAAGCAGCGGGCCAGUAAUGGUAUAGAAAAUGAUGAAGAAAUUAAACAGUUAGAUGAAGAAAUCAAGGAACUAAAUGAAUCCAACUCCCAGAUGGAAGCUGAUAUGAUUAAACUCAGAACUCAGAUUACCACAAUGGAGAGCAACCUGAAGACGAUAGAAGAGGAGAACAAAGUAAUUGAACAGCAAAAUGAGUCUCUUCUUCAUGAAUUGGCCAAUUUAAGCCAGUCUUUAAUUCAUAGUCUAGCUAAUAUCCAGCUGCCACAUAUGGAACCAAUCAAUGAACAAAAUUUUGAUGCUUACGUGACCACUUUGACGGACAUGUAUACAAAUCAAGAUCGUUAUCAGAGUCCAGAAAAUAAAGCCCUACUGGAAAAUAUAAAGCAGGCUGUGAGAGGAAUUCAGGUCUGAACAGCUGCUAUAGUGGUGAAAGUCUUGCUUAAAAAAAGGAUGCCUCUUGUUUUUUGCUGCUGUAAUUUACCAGAAAGUGUUAUAUAUUUAUUUCUGUUUGAAACAGUGUUAUGCUUACAAGACUUCAUAAUGAUUUUAUGUCUUGCUUUAAAGAUAGUAACUGCAGAAUAGUUUUUUGAAUACAUUCACAUUUUGUACGUUUUCAUAUAAGCUGACAUAGUGUGAUAUGCCAUGUAAUGUUUAUAGCU